UUGCUCAGCACAAGCCAAAUUGAUGUGGCAACAUCAACAAACUCUGUAAGCAAUGCUUGGAGAGUAGCAGGGAUACCGCUCUAUCAUAUAAGGCCAUUUCUGGCUCUUGGGACCAACUAUGAGUACAAUCCCUUUGCUUCGUCUCUCUGGGAGGGAAUGGGUCUGACACGUACGAUGAUAUGGCUGUACGGCCACACAGACGACGCUGGGUGGACUCCUGUGGGGAUCGGUCUAGACCAUCAAGAUCAGUCACACCUUCGUCUUCCGGAUGGCACCUUCAUGGCUCAUCAGAGGCAUGCUAUGUGUGGUCCUGUCGAGUCAGGUAAGGCUUCGAGUUCUGCUAGUGCCAAGACAUCUGCAUGA
This is a messenger RNA of Aspergillus piperis CBS 112811, 363 nucleotides long. RefSeq lists its product as uncharacterized. The transcript is spliced from 3 exons. NCBI's taxonomy places the organism in Eukaryota, Fungi, Ascomycota, Eurotiomycetes, Eurotiales, Aspergillaceae. The record is from RefSeq and is a predicted model, not a curated record. The annotation marks the transcript as partial.